This is a messenger RNA of Dichomitus squalens LYAD-421 SS1, 3186 nucleotides long. Its product is annotated as Pkinase-domain-containing protein. Gene Ontology annotation, cellular component: cytoplasm. NCBI's taxonomy places the organism in Eukaryota, Fungi, Basidiomycota, Agaricomycetes, Polyporales, Polyporaceae. Gene Ontology annotation, biological process: intracellular signal transduction; regulation of MAPK cascade; protein phosphorylation. The record is from RefSeq and is a predicted model, not a curated record. The transcript has 6 exons. Gene Ontology annotation, molecular function: protein serine/threonine kinase activity; ATP binding. Bases 253 to 2640 code for a protein of 795 amino acids.
CGUCAAAGUGCCCAAAGAGACCGCAAGGGACACAUUUGGCCAUCUGCGCGGUCUCUCGGGCUUUAAGAGCAGAGCUGGGCCAGGGAAAAGGGCCAGAUUGGUGGCGAUCGCGACCGUUGCUGUUGUUUUCUGUUGUGCGCCCGAGGGAAAUACUGGGGACCUUCGCUCUGUAGUCGGCCACGACGAGCUCGAGCUCGCACCCCCUCCGUUCCUUCAUCUUGCUUGUUCCAUCAUUCCGGUUACGUUGUCUCCAUGUCUUCAUCCUCGCAGAGCGCGGUCAACCAGAAGUCUUUCCAUUCCCACUCUCCCUCCAACAGCCGCCGCCACUCCAAAAUCACCGUCGAGUACCACCGCCCGUCGAGAGAGUCCAUCCAGGAGUACCACAACCUCCUCGCAGAGGCCAACCUCCACGCCGCCGCCGCCAACGAGUACUCUGACAACUUCACCCCCUCCCGCACCGCACCGCCGCCCCCGGGUCCGCCCAAGAACGCCGGCAGUGGCACGCCCCCCCGGGUCCGCAACUCUCUUCAGAAGCCUCCCCCGCAGCGCAAGCCGGCCAACAACGUCGAUCGCGACCCCUUCCGCAACGACCAGUCAAUGACGACCACCUCGCCCCCUCCCCGCCCAUCCAGGGCCAAUACGGCCACCCUCAACGACAUCUACCCCACCCAGGGCAAUCUCGCCCGGCAUCGCCUCUCCGAUCCCGUCCUGAGCCCGCAGGACGUCCCGUACUACCCUGACCUCGCCGAGCAACAGCAGUAUCCCGGGCAGCAGUACCCCGGGCAGCAGUACCCUGGGCAGCAGUCGUCGCCGAGCCAGCUCGGCCAAUACACGGCCAACUACGACAUCCCUCCCCUGCCGCCCACCCCGUAUGCGCCCAGCACGGCGUCGACGAUCAGCGCGGCGGGGAGCCGAUCGCGGAGCAGCACGACGACCAAGUCGAAGAAGGGUAUGUUCACCUUCAUGUCCGACUUCCUGAACAGCUCGAAGCGGCCGGAGAUCAGCACGCCGUACGACCCCGUCCACCUCACCCACGUCGGCUUCAACACCUCCACGGGCGAGUUCACGGGGCUGCCGAAGGAGUGGCAGCAGCUGCUGCAGGAGAGCGGGAUCUCGAAGUCGGAGCAGGAGAAGAACCCGCAGGCGGUCAUGGAGAUCGUCAAGUUCUACCAGGAGAACAACAUCGCCCGCGGCGACACCUCCGUCUGGGACAAGAUGGGUGCUAUCGCCGCCCCGCCGCCCCCGACGCCCGUCGCACCCGCGCAGCCGAAGCCCUUCGAUGACGGAUUCGUCAAUCCUCGUGCUGCCCCUCCCCCUCCGAAGAAACAAUCCAGCACCCCCCCGUCGUCCCAUCGCGUGGCGCCAGCCCCGCCCAGCCCCGCCACGCCCUCCCUCGACCGCUCGACCUCCCAACGCCUCCCGCAGACCAAGCCCCCCAAGCCCGCCGAGCAGCUCGCCCGCGCCAACACCACGAGCGACCGGCGUUCUCCCGGCCCCGGCCAGCAGGCCCCGCGCACCCCAGGCUACCCCGCUGCCACGGUCGUGGUGAAGCCGCCCAAGGCGUCGCCCGGCUCCUCACAGACGGACCUGCCGCUCAAGGCCUCCCCAAGCGUGCGGGAUCGCGAGCGCGAGGGCCGCGGGCCGGCGUCGCAGCCUGCGCCGAGCGCGGCCGCGGCGAGCCUGCAGAAGGCCGCUGCGGCGGGCGGCGCGACGCCGCGACGACGGGAGAAGAAGGACAAGGACCCGGCGAAGGAGGCGGACAUCGUCAAGCGGCUGCAGCAGAUCUGUACGGACGCGGAUCCGACGAAGCUCUACCGGAACCUCGUCAAGAUCGGUGCGGGUGCUUCAGGUGGGGUGUACACUGCGUACCAGGUCGGGACGAACCUGUCCGUGGCCAUCAAGCAGAUGGACCUCGACAAGCAGCCGAAGAAGGACCUGAUCAUCAACGAGAUCCUCGUCAUGCGCGCAUCCCGGCACCCGAACAUCGUCAACUACAUCGACUCGUUCCUCCACAAGAACGAGCUCUGGGUCGUCAUGGAGUACAUGGAGGGUGGCUCGCUCACGGACGUCGUCACCGCCAACCUGAUGACAGACGGCCAGAUCGCCGCAGUCUCCCGCGAGACCUGCCAGGGGCUCGAGCACCUCCAUCGCCACGGUGUCAUCCACCGCGAUAUCAAGUCUGACAACGUCCUGCUCAGCAUGAACGGAGACAUCAAGCUCACUGACUUUGGCUUCUGCGCGCAAAUCUCCGAGGCGAACGCGAAGCGUACUACAAUGGUCGGUACGCCGUACUGGAUGGCCCCGGAAGUUGUCACCCGCAAGGAGUAUGGUCCCAAGGUCGACAUCUGGAGUCUGGGUAUCAUGGCAAUCGAGAUGAUCGAGGGUGAACCACCAUACCUGAACCAGAAUCCCCUGAAGGCGCUCUACCUCAUCGCGACCAACGGAACGCCGCAGAUCGCGAACCCCGAGCAGCUUUCGCCAGAGUUCCGGGACUACCUCGCGAGGACCCUGGAAGUAGACGCGGAGAAGAGGCCGACUGCGUCAGAAUUGCUUCAGCAUCCGUUCUUCAAGCUCUCGGAGCCGCUGAGGACGUUGGCGCCGCUCAUCAAGGCCGCCCGCGAAAUCGCCAAGAAUAAGUGAGGGAUCGUCGUCGCUGCAUCGCCGGUAUUGCCCCCUCUCGCUUCCUCGCUUCCUUUUCAUCACGUCAUGUCAUGCACCGAUCUAUCUAUAUCCACCAUCCACUCAUUCCCAUAUCCAUCGAUCGACUGAACUCCUCCCUAUUAGUGUUGUGUACGCGCGCCGUCGCCGUGUUUCGAUUAGGCCUCCCAACAAUGUCUCCGUCUCCGACCCGGCUCCAUUCCUGUCUCCGUUAUGCACACUGGUCGCGCGUGUUGUUUGCAAAUGCUCAGACGUCUAACCCUACGCUACGUUAGGAUACGGAUACGCGUCCCAGGGUGCAGUAGAUUCCGCAUUCGUUUCGCUCUCUCAAUUUGGACGCGGUCGGGGCGGGGCAGUGCAGGGGGGUUACUCGACUCGGGCUGCUCAUCGGGUUUUGCUGGUAGCGUUCAAUGGUCUGGCAGCUGUAUGUGCCCCGUCCUGGUGUAUACCCGUGAUGGUGAUACCUGUGUUGUCCAAUACGCCUGAUCGGCCUGAAAGAGUGCAUGAUGGUAUCAUAUUCCAGCAGAC